Molecule: messenger RNA, 2506 nt
Organism: Toxotes jaculatrix (banded archerfish)
Lineage: Eukaryota; Metazoa; Chordata; Actinopteri; Toxotidae
Product: xanthine dehydrogenase/oxidase-like
Exons: 3
Coding region: 51-320 (89 amino acids)
Molecular function (GO): iron ion binding; oxidoreductase activity
Source: RefSeq, a predicted model, not a curated record
UGUGCCACUCUGAUUCAACGUCUAUCUGCUGUCAGAUUCCCACAACCCCCAUGCUGUCUACUCUUCAAAGAGAACCCGUCCUCUUCCUGGGCAGUUCAGUGUUCUUCGCCAUCAAAGAUGCCGUGGCUGCAGCUCGCUCAGAGUCCGGUCUAGUUGGCCCGUUUACUCUGAGCAGCCCUGCAACACCAGAGAGGGCCUGUUUGGCCUGUGCCACCCCGUUCACUCAGAAGACUGAGGAUGAUCACACAUGGAUGCACCACGGGGUCGCAGUACCAUCCGUCGGAGAUGAAGCCUGCAAGAGCGACAGGAAAGGCUGCUGAUCAGAUGUUUGCCAGGCAGAGGAUAGGAGAAAGAAAGCCAAAUUCAGGAUUUCAGUAAUCAAGUAAUCACUUAAUAUGUCUUUUAAUGUUUUUUUAUGAUGUGUUAUUUUAUGUCUGACAUUGAUUUAUACAGAAAUGAAAUGUCAUUAGUAGUUGACGAAGUAGUUAAGAAAUUACAUUUAACUCAAAAGCUCCUGAAACUGUUAGACCAAAAAUGUGAGUUGAUGGUGGUGUUGUACAUGUACCUGUCCAAUGUCCAAAGCAGACAUCCAUCACGGUGUCGGUGCUAAUGUUCUGCAAAACAAAACAGAAUUCGCUUUGCUAUCAGAGGGAUGGUGAGCAGCAGAGGAGGUAAGGCAGAAGCAGAUGGCCAGUAGGUUUGUAGAUUCAACAAGUAAUCACUUAAUAUGUCUUUAUAUGUUUUUUAUGAUGUGUUAUUUUAUGUCUGACAUCCAAUGUCCAAAGCACAACUCAUACUUCUCCUGACAUCCAUCACGAUGUCCGUCCCGAUGUUCUGCAAAACAAAACACAAUUCUCUUUGCUAUUCAAAUACAAGAUGUAUCUGUAUUAUAUCUCAUUUUAUAUAUUUAAUAAUAUGCAUGUAAAACAUGUCUUAUCCUAUUCUAAUGGCUGUUUGAAGGCAACUGGACUUCUUGCUUGAAGCUUGAAGAUGUUUCACCUCUCAUCUGAGAAACAUCUUCAGUUCUGGAGACUGGUUAGACAGUCCAGGCUUUUAAACUCCUCCCUAUCUCACCUAGUGGGUGCUACCUCUGGGAGCAAUAGAUACCACUGAGUGGAACGUUCACGGCUUGAGUGGCUCCCGCUGGGCUGCCUCAAGUGGAGUCGUUAGCACCUGAGGAUACUUAGGUGAGCGUAGAAACUAAGCAUCAUGUGAGUCGCUAGAGUCACGUGAGCCCAGAUGUGAAUGUGUUAGUCGUUUGGGGAGGGAUCUCAAAAACUGCGUCAUAGAUAGGUGGCAGCUGGUGUCUUAGACCGCCCCCUGUAUUCAGUGAUGGAUGUUCUAGUUUGACAUGGAUGGCCUCCUUAACUCUUCUCUCAAACCAUCUAUGUUCCCGGUCCAGAAUGGGGACAUCGCUCUCUUCAGAGGAGUGUCCUCUCUCCUUGAAAUGCAGGUGAACGGCUGAGUUUUGACCGGAGGAGUGAGCUCGUCUGUGCUGGGUCAUGCGUUUGUGGAGCGGCUGUUUAGUCUCCCCUGUGUACAGGUGGGAGCGCCACUCGCUGACUUAGACCGCACAGACGACAUGGCUUAGUUGGUUUUUGGGAGUUUUGUCUUUGAGGUGUAGCUGUUUCUGUCUCAGAGUGUUACAGGGUCUGAAAUGAACUGGAAUGUUGUGUUUGGAGAAAAUCCUCCUCAGUUUCUCUGACACUCCAACAAGUUGUGGUUUGUGGUGUCCUCCCUGCUGGUGGUGUAGGGUUCUGGUUUGUGUUUGUGGUUUCUGGUUAGUGUGUGUCGGUUUGUGGUUUCUGUCUGUAAAAGCCGUCGUUGUUGUUGAAGUAGGUCGUGGUGAGGCAGAGGUCUAAAAGAGUGCAGAUCUGGUCCGGUGUGAGACUGGUACGGUCGUUGAGGGAGUGUCAGAGAAAGUCUGUGCGGUCAAAGUCAGCCUGCAGUGCUCCCAUCUAUAUAUAGGGGAGACUAAGCAGCCGCUCCACAAACGCAUGGCUCAGCAUAGACGAGCUCACUCCUCCGGUUAGAACUCAGCCGUUCAUUUGCAUCUCAAGGAGAAAGGACACUCCUUUGAGGACAGUGAUGUCUGCAUUUUGGACCGGGAACAUAGAUGGUUUGAGAGAAGAGUUAAGGAGGCCAUCCGUGUCAAAAUAGAACAUCCGUCACUGAAUACAGGGGGCGGUCUACGGCACCAGCUGUCACCUAUCUAUAACGCAGUUUUGAGAUCCCUCCCCAAGCGACUAACACAUUCACAUCUGGGCUCACGUGACUGUAACGACUCACGUGAUGCUUAGUUUCUGCGCUCACCUGAGUAUCCUCAGGUGCUAACGACUCCACUUGAGGCAGCCCAGCAGGAGCCACUCAAGGUGUGAACGUUCCACUCAGUGCUUUCUAUUGCUCCCAGAGGUAGCACCCACUAGGUGAGAUAGGGAGGAGUUUAAAAGUUUGGACUCUAACCAGUCUCCAGAACUGAAGAAGCUUCUCGGAUGAGAGGUCAAAC